CGGCGACUCAGCCUCGGGCCAAUCUCAUUCGAAUUCGGCCUAUGCGUGUGCACAGUUUCGCUGAUCCUCGUGCCGAUUGAGCGACGUGUCUUGGAGUAAAAGGAUAAUUGUCCGAGUGUGCGUUACACGAGCUAGCAGUUGGCAAAACGAAGCACGACUUUCGAAGUGAAAACUCGCGCGUUAAACGAGCGGGCACGAGAGUUAGAGGAGUGCGCAGGACGGUAGAAGUGGAUCACCGGUGUUGGGCGUUGAAACUUGGCUGCGCAAGAGAAGCGUAUGACUCCGAUAUAGAGUUGUCAGUCGACAAAAGCUCAUUGUCUCGGCGGGGCGCGAGAACCGCGCUCUGAAUUUCAAUUAUCAAUUAUAAGGUUGCCAUUAGCAAGCCCGCGACGUAUAAUUGUAGAUUGUAAAAUGAACGAGUAAUUAUCCUUGAGUGGAGUGGAUGCUUUGCUUGCUAUGACGCGGAGAAGAUAUAAUAAUUCAUCAGAAGCACGCGUAACACUUGAAAUGUUCCAUUGUUAAUUGUAACGAACGGAAAAAAGGCUUCGAACGCAAAGAUAACGCACGACAACAUGUAUGCGAGCGCAGCGUUAGGCUUACUACUGAGCUUCGUGGCCGUAACCAGCGCCACUGAUACAGUGUACAUUUACUCUUUGCAAGUGAACGCUAUACCAGUCGUACCCCGUUAUUUCAAUUGGACUUUUAACGAUGGACGAGACGAGUACAUAUACGAGUCGUCUCUGCUGGACUCGCCGGAUUUGCCAUCUUGGAUUCAUUACACUUACAGCAAAAGAACUCAUCGAGGCUACCUUUACGGAGUUGCGCCCAGAGAUCAGAAAACUUUCAAGGUUGAGAUAAUUGCUUUCAACAAAAAGACCUACGAAACAAGAGACACGGUCCUUGAAGUUGUCGUAUCCGAGAACGAAAAUGUCUCGAAAUACCAGAUUCAAUUAAAAGUCAAUAAUUGGGAUGUCGAGGACAUGUUUGACAAUGGCACGGAAAUGCUUUUUGAUGUUUUCAGAAAAAACAUCUGGAAAAACGCGACGGACCUGCAGUUGACGUUUCUGGCUCCGGCGGUAGAGUUGGGCGCGCGUUACCCGUUGAAGCCCGGCGAAAAAGUCGGGACGGUAUUACGAUUGGGCAGUUCAAUGCCCUUCUCGAACGACUUACAGAUUCUCGAGAAGGAAUUGGAACCGACGAUGAAAAAAUUCAGCUCUUGCGACUUCAAGAAGGUAUCGUUUGAUCGCUUUUUCCGAAAUCUCGAGUUCGACUGGUGCUACUUUAGACUGAUUGAAGAUAACAGUGGUCUGCAGCAAGAGAGCGCGAGACGUGACAUGAGUGCAAGCAACAUCAUCGGUCCAUCAGCGGAGUGGCGUUGGGCUCAGCCGAUCAAGUCCGCACUGCCCAAACGUGCCUACCAUAGGGAAUUGUUCACCAGUCUUCUUGUGCCGGCUAUCCUUCUGUUGCUUCUCCUUGGUUUUUUAAGUGCAGCUCUCUGCCUCAAUCACGACCAGCUAAUUGCAUCGAGUGGAAAGAGAGGAUCUCCAUUAUUAAUGGACAACGGCGGGACCAAUGGUGUCCAAAUGAUUCAAUAUGCAACUACAUCAAGUAGUAGAGGAACACUCCGUUCACUAUCAGCUGCUCAAUCCUCCUGCAGUCCAACACUAAGUGAUUCUCAAUUGAUCAAUCGUAGCCCAAGAAACGCUAAAGAUUACAGCAGCUCUUACCUGCGCCCAAAUCCACCGCCAUACAUCACCCCUAACAACUUUGGCAGCGAUAGAGUCGACUUUUGACUAAACGAGGAGCCGGCUCGAACGUGGUUUUGCUGAAGAACACUCGCAUCUAUAUUUGCGCAUGCAUGCAUGGGAUAAACGCCAUAAUCGCCAUUAUUGAUACUGAAGAGUAUUUUUUGGGUUCGCCAAUUCGCCAAUUUUUGCGUGCUGUCGCUUGUGCUGGACUUGCAAAACCAAGGUUUCUGUGACUGGCUCCGAAACUUGACAUACCAGCUGAAUAAACAACCGCUUUUUACCGAAGCAAUAAUCAAUUAUAUAUCGGUUACUUCUACAUUUAUAUUGUUCGCAAGCGUUUAGUUAGUAAUAUUAAACGCGAGUAUAUGUACUUUGCGAUUGUGAAUUUGUUGCACGCACGCGCUAUCAUAGAGAUACUGAGAAAGCAUCAUAUUUGUUAUCGAUCGUGUGCUGUGAAAUUAUAGUUGAAUUCAUAUAGUUGAAUAAUGCAUGCUGUGCAUUAUGAAUAUCCGUGUGACAAUAUUACUAUUGAUAUAAUGGUUAAAUACUACAUCAGCAAAACAAUUAGUAAGAUAUAAUCGAGUUAUUAAUUCAUAGUACGUAGAAAGUAUUCAUAGGAGUCCACAUAACGUUCCGUUCAAUAUCUUUUUCGCUCUUUGUGUAAUUAAAUGUGCUUGUGGACGUUUUACUUUUAUUAUUGUGUUUAAAUACAACUAGCACAAAAACACUCGGUACUAAAAAAUGAAAAUAUAUUUAGAUAAGCCUUCGUGACUAAUGUCAACUCGUACAUGUUUUAGAAUACUUUAUUUAAAAAAAAGUAUAGGAGCAAGUGUUGAAUUAUCUUUUUGUAUAGAAUACGUGUAUUUAUUUCUAAGAUAAGUAGUACAUCAUUGCAACAUCAGUUUUUAUAGUACUGAAACCAUUCUAUAACAAAUAUAAGAUAGUGGUAACAAUAACAUUCCAAGCUAUUUGUAAUCUAGUAAUGCAAUAAUUAUUUAUAUAUUUUUCUUUGUUCGAUAAAAGUUUAAUAACAAAAUUCAGGUAUUCUGAUUAUUUAUUUAGUGAAUACAA
Messenger RNA from Phymastichus coffea, 2819 nucleotides. RefSeq names its product alpha-sarcoglycan (gene Scgalpha). The transcript is spliced from 10 exons. Gene Ontology annotation, molecular function: calcium ion binding. NCBI's taxonomy places the organism in Eukaryota, Metazoa, Arthropoda, Insecta, Hymenoptera, Eulophidae. The coding region runs from base 573 to 1793 and encodes 406 amino acids. Gene Ontology annotation, cellular component: sarcoglycan complex; membrane. The record is from RefSeq and is a predicted model, not a curated record.